Messenger RNA from Diorhabda carinulata, 8216 nucleotides. RefSeq lists its product as uncharacterized. The record is from RefSeq and is a predicted model, not a curated record. The transcript has 20 exons. NCBI's taxonomy places the organism in Eukaryota, Metazoa, Arthropoda, Insecta, Coleoptera, Chrysomelidae.
GACUACUGCUUUUAAUUUGGUUGGUAAAAAUGUGUGCUGUGUUGCUGUGCAUUGUUGGAACAAAAUUUUUAUAAAAUGGCUGGUUAUCAUGCAAAAAUUAUAUGUAAUUUGUGAUCUACAUUUCGAAAACAAGUUGCUUAUAUUAUUUUUGUAUGCUUAAUCUUUCAGUGCGGGUUUUAUAAAUGUUUUACUUCGUUCAGAUGUCGCCUAGAUGGGUUGUGUAAUGUAGAAUCCGAAUAGGUUUAGACUGGUAGUGAUAAGAACGUCUAAUGUUUUUAGUUUAAAAUCUCAAAUCAAUUCUCUGGAUAUAGCUUUCAAUCAUUUAGAUAUUCCAUUUUUUUUAUUUUACACAAGGUAUGCAGACUAUGGACAAAAUACCAUUGAAAAAUGAGCCUUCGUCUGAAGUUAAUCAUCCAACAAAAUUACAUCAAGCACCGGAAAUAUGUUUUGUUUGUGGCAACAGAAACCAACCGUACAUAUACUAUUUAAACUCCAGGCCCAUACCAGACAAACCUAAAGAACCAUAUUUUCCAUUUUUGGAGUCCCACGAACCUCCAUUAGGGCACAUAUCGAAAAAUGAGUAUUCCGUUCCAGCAUGUUACUUGUGUUAUAAAUUAUUGAUCGAACAAUGGGAUACUCACGAGAUGACCUCAAGACCUCAUUCAGAAAGACUGUAUUGGCUAAAGAGGGCAGACAAUGGACCAUAUACCGGAGCCGAUAUGGGAAUGCAAGGGGAAUAUGCUGCACAGGUUCUAGGUUUAAAUAACGAAGGUAUACCACCACAGGUUCCUCAACAAAGGCCUACUACUACCAUCGUUAAAGAGGAGGGCAAGCUAAAGAUGGGAGGAAAACAAAUACAGACAUCAACAAUAUCCAGAAAUAACAUCGAUACAACAUCAUCGGAAAUCGCUUUGGAUUUGACUCAUUCUAACCCUUUACCGUCGUCGUCAUCGGUGAUUCAAUCGGUGCCUGUUUACGCUCACAGUCAAAAUUCAAAUUCGUCCUCCGGUACGGAUAUUUUGGAUUUGAGCAUGCCCGACAAGAAUUCCAUGACAGAAGUAUGUUAUGUGUGCGGAGACGAAUUUAAGAAAGGCAGUCUCGACUAUGUGGCGUCAAAAAAAGAUUUCGAUUCGCCGCUUAAACCUUUUUUUCCCAGUCUAAUCGAACAUCCGAGACCGAGCAGGAGUCGGCCCAUCGAUUCCGCCGGUAGAGUACAGGCUUGUUUUGAUUGUCAACAACAUCUCCUCAAACAAUGGCAAACAUUUCAGGCUCAAGGUUUACCUCAUGUUGAAAGAAACUACACUUUAAGGAAAAGACAGAGCUCUACUUUAGAUACCACGACGUUUAUAUGUUAUACAUGUUCGUUGGAGUAUCCUUCUAGCAGUAUCCGUCUUUUAUAUUGUUGUCAAAAUUCUGAAAAGGAACCAUAUUUUCCGUUUAUUUUAACCUUGAAAGCGCCACCCGGAGCAAGUCCCAUCAGCCCUCAAGGGAUGGUCCAAGUCUGUUCUAUUUGUUACAAAUCAAUUCCGCAUAAACACCAGGUAUUCGGUGGUGAUCCGGCUGCCAUAACCGGUAACCACGUGUCCGUCAGCGAUAUCAUUUUACAUAACAACAAUACCUCGAGGCCCAGUACUGUAAAAUCGCCAGCAAACAGUGCAGGAUCUGACAUUAGAUAUAAACCGUACGACAUCAGCUCCACAACUACAGUCACCAAUAAGAAAAAACAAGCAGUUUUAGAAAGUCGACAAAAUGCUAAACAGGUAGUUUCAACUCGAACUACGUCUCCUUCGCCGGAUCUAAACGGUCAAUCAGGCAAUCAAAAUUAUCGUUGUUACAUUUGUAUGAGUCUCUAUCCUCGUACCCAGAUGGAAUGGGUCAGUACAUCGGCGGAAGGUAUGAAUUCGCACGCCAUGCAUUUCCCUUGCUUAACUAGAGUAUCGAGAUCGUCGGAAAACAGUUGCAUGGAUUCGCAUGGCAGAGUUUUGAGUUGUACAAAAUGCGUCAAACAUUUAUCCCAACAAUGGGACACUUUCGAAGCCGAUAGAGUACCGCUCGAACGAAGAAGAUACGAUAUUCCCGUACAGGAAACUGCGUCAAACGGAGAUCAAGGUAUUCCGACCCCGCCCAGUACGAAUAGUGAUAGAACAGUUUGUAGUAAUAGCAACCCGGCAAUAUCGGGAAGUAGCAUAUAUUGUUUUUUAUGUGGAUUACAUUCGGAAUUUACAUUAGCAAGAGUUAUAUACGGUAAACCGCAAGGCCGUAAUGCUCCAUAUUUUCCAAUAUUGUUGAGUCACAAAAGUCAUCCGAACGCCGAGCAAUUGAGGGAAGACGGUUCCGCUCUAGUGUGUACUUUCUGUUAUCACAGUUUCGUCAAUCAAUGGAGAAAUUACGAAGCGCAAGGAUCGCCAGCACCGGCGGAUAAACGAGAAUACAACACGCACGAUUAUCGGUGUUACGUAUGCGGUAUUUUUACUUAUAGGAAGAGAGUAAGGGCUCUAUUAAUAAAGGAUUUUCCUUUCUUGAAAUUCCAUCCGCAGCCGGAACAUUCGUUAUUAUUGGAAAAUAGUGAAUACGCUGUCGUGUGUUUGGACUGUUAUGAAACGCUUAGAACUCAGAGUUUGGAAUACGAACGAUGGGGUUUACCUGUAGAUAAACGUCAAUAUAAUUGGAUAACGCAACCUCCACCUCCAGAAGAUAGUCCCGAAGCUAUGGUCGCAAGAUUACCGAGCGGCCAACGGUGCGACAAAGUAGUACCUCCGACGUUUGUAGUUAAACCAAAUAAAAGAAACCAUUCUCCAAAAACGGUAGAAAAGAAAAUGAAAUCUGAAGUAAGACCAGGGGUAGCGAGCAGUCCGAAACUUUCAUCUGCCAAUAGUUCGACGAAACCUCGAACGACGACCGGGCACGCGGUAUCCGGUCCCGGACCGGGUAAUCCGAAUCAGUACUCUCAUUCGUUUGCCGCGGCUUUGCGCAAUUUAGCGCAACAGACCGUACCGAAUAGUACCGCAUCCAUAGACCAGUCCACCUCUGCCGCUUCCGCAGCAACUAAUCAGACCAAUUCUUCCGAAACUCUAAGAAGAAAUUCAGGCGGUGUUCAAUUAUCUGACAAAACGAAGGGAUCCAUGGACGUACCUCCGUUUGCUUCUCCGAGCAGUUCGACGUUACGCAGUUUCGAACCCCGUUUACCGACUAACCACGUCGAUAGGUAUCCAGCCACCUCUAUACCAGAUUUAAAUAGAAGUGGCUUUCAACCAUAUCGACCAGAAGAUAGGUUACCGCAUCCUCCCCUUGGUAUAGAUAUGGCGGGAUAUCCCAUGUAUCCCGGUAUGCCCUUACCUUCUUUAGAAGAACAAAUGUAUUACGAAAGAUUGGGAGUAUUGAGAUCACCUUGGCCUCCGAUAGGUCAUCCCUACAUGCCUGUAUAUGCCCUUCCCGGAGCAGGAAUGCCAAUAUAUAUGCACGAAAGGUUGAAAAUGGAAGAAGAACAUCGCAGAUUGAGCGUACAACAACAAAAGGACGAUUACGUGGAUCGCGAAAUACUCGAGAGAGAUAUGCAGCUACAAAGAGAAAUAGAACAAAGAGAAAAAGAGAGAGUUCAUAGGGAAAGAGAAAAAGCGCAAGCUCGUGUACCUCCGCAUCUUUCAACGCCGCACAUUUCGCCACAAGGACUGAUGAUACCGUUACUUCAUCCUACCUCGAUGCUGCCGCCGCCUUCUUCGCUCGGUAUGUCCGCCGCCGCCACUCGACAAUCUCCUUUGAUAGGUUCGGCUUUCGUAGCUCCGCCGAAUCCUACACAGGGUUAUUCGAUACCUCGUUCGAGUCCUUCUUUACAGAGACAUUCGCCUAUGAGUUCCAAUUAUACGCUUAACCUCAGUCAACGACAAAGCCCCGUGAUACAACCUUCAGGACCUAUGAUCAAUAGUAUGAAUUUAACGUCGGCUGCUCGAAGCAGCACCCCUACGAAGGUAUCUCCGAAGUCGAAUACGCCGACGCCUAAAUCGAAAAGUCCGGCUGCUGUCGGUGAAAUGACGGGACAUGUUAAAGAAGCGACGACAACACCAACCCCCACCUCAUUGGGUAAUAGUAAUAAAAAUUUAGAAGAAAAUACAGAUACGAAAAUGACUGAGACGACGAUUAGGGACGUCGGGGGUAAUGCCUGACCUUCUGCUACUGUCGUACAAAACUACCGGAAUAAUUCAACUUUAGUUAGGAAGUCAACGAUUACGUCUUUGAGAAAACCAGAAUUGAAUAAAAGUACAGAAGAAAAUAAAAAAUUGAUGAAUUUCAGUAUAGAAACUAUCGUCGGAGAGGAAAAUUUAUCGAAAAAACUUCGUCUCGAUAACGAUAAUCUACAAGAUGAUAGAAGUACAAAAAACGAUCGGCUGACGACGAACUAUUUAAAUAAGAAAGACGUAGCGACGACGACGACUAAUGUUGUAAUUGGUAGAAAUGAUUUUCACGAUAAUAAUGAUUCCAAAGUGAAACAUGGUCUCGCUCCAAUCGCCGAUGUGAACAAAGUACCGAAUCACACGUGUAGUCCUCAAUUGCCGAUACCGUCACCUAAUUAUCCGGUACAAUCGAGUACUCUUACUAUUACCGCUGCGGCUGUCGCUCUAGUACCAGAUAGUCACGGCACUUCCUUACCUCAAAACGCUAGUCAAAACAAACUUGAAAUAAUCGAGAAAAACGGCACUGAAUUUACUAAUAAUAAUAAUAAAUUGUCGAUACGUUCUAUUCGACGAGAAAAAAUAAAAGAAUGCACUUUUACAGUACUAAAUAUACCGAACGUAACUAUUACUUAUAAUAAUAAUAAUAAUUCAAAAACCGUUGCAGCUAAACGUCAAAGACUGAGUAAGAUCGAUUUAGCUAUUUUAAAAAGGAACAGAAAGAAGAAAAUCAAGAAAACGAAAAAAAUUAGGAAUAGCGAUAAGAUAACAACCACCGAAUACGGCGUUACCAUUUACGGUUAUUCAGAUUGGUCGGAUGGCGAUAGUUCUUUUUUUAGUUCGGAUAGUGAUGAUGAUAAAGACGUACAAGUCGAUCUUUUAAUUAAGAGUGGUCCCCCCCUUCGCUUGGACGCCAAUUCGGAAAAGAUGAAAUUCUUAAAAACCAUCAAUUUGACUACACACACCAUGAAUAAUUUUUUAGAAUUACGAAAAUUGGAAAGGAGAAAAUGGCUCGAUCCCAGUUUAAUUGAAGAGAUAAAUAAAGAAGAGAUUGCGUCCUUAAAUCUGCCAGUACCUUUGAAAUCAACAUUGACUGUGAAUAUGUUGCAAAAUUACAAAGCUAAAAAGGGUUUCUUUCAAUUGCUCGGCUUGAAAAUGACCACCCGAGAAGACAAACAAGCACUGGAGAAAAAUUGGGCGGAGGUGAUAAAGGAUCGCUUAAAGAGGAAUUGUGAAUCGUCAGUUACGAAAUACGCGGAAAAACUAAAUAAAAAAAUGUCGGGAUCCGCGAAAGAAAAAAUAUUUGACGAUUUAAUAUCGAAAUUGCCUCUGGUACAUCAAUAUAAAACCGAGAAACGAGAAGAGACGAUUCAUUAUAACAACACCCUUACGUUGUCGAAAAUAUUAUCCCAAAAUCAAAAUUCUCCUAAAAAUGAUAAGUUCGAAGGUUCAAAAGAAAAUAUAUGGUUGAAGAAAGAAGAUUGUAAUAGGUUUAAAUGGCCCGGAGUGUUGGAGAUCAUCGAAGCCUAUAAAAGGUAUUCUAAAGAUCGAAGCGUCCAAGCGAAUUAUCUGAAAAAGCGACGAACCUAUGUGACGGAAGAAAACUUAAAAAGACAACGCGAAGUGAAAUUCCUCGAAAGGAGACAGCGAGAAUUACGAUCAAUUUUGUUCAGGAGAGAAAACGAUAAAAAAGAACUACAACGUAACAUCGACCAAUUAAAGAAUUGCAUAAAUUCCUUUCGGUAACAUAUGUUGGGGGAAAACAAAGUCAAAAGAAACGUUUGAAAUUCUCUUUUAUUUUUUCGAUUAAUAAGGAAAAUUUUUCGUUAUUUGCGAAAAAGUUGACCAAAACAAGAAGGUAACAAAAAAUAAUGAACAGUUUCGAUUUUUGUACAAUUUACAUUCUGAUAUAAUUUUUUGUUAGUUAAUUAUGUCUAAUUAUUUGAAUUGUACAAAAUUUGUUGGAAAAAAAAAUCUUUUUUUCACUGUUCAUUCUACUUUGUUGAAAAAUGUGAUACGUUGAUUUAUUCUGUUGUUCAGUAUUUUAAUUAUUGGGUGACAUUUUUUUUUUGUAAAUUUGUUAUUAAGUAGUAGUGAAUGUAUAUUGUAAACUGUAGGAUUUUUUCUGUGUGAUUUUCACAUUUCAUUUUUACAUAAAAAAAUAUAAUUUGCAAUUUAUUUUUGGGUAAAAUAAUUUGGGAUCUUAAAUUUAAACAAUUUUCAUUGUAUAUCAGCGAGAAAAUCUCGUAUUAUCUUAAAUUUUUAUUUAUUUAUACUCCAUUACAUUACACGUGGAUAGUGAAGGAUAAAGUUGUUUAAUUCUCUCACAACUGAUUUUUUUAUUAAAAUGAAUCAAUAAAUAGCCAAAAAGACGUUGAUUAAAUAAUUCAACACACUGUAUUUAACAACGUACAUCAAAAUUAUUGGAUAUUUUUCCGGUUGUUUUGAUUUGAUUUGUACCAAUGGUUCUGAUUUUAAAAUUCUUAGUUGGAAAAUUGACAAAUUAGUUCAAAUUAACCUAUCAAAGUUUUCAAUUAUUGAACAUUUUUGUUUUCAAAUGCAUCGAUUAGUAGAUCUUUGAACAUAUUCUUCUACUAAAUCCUAACAUUGGCGUUACAUUGUUCCUGGUGGAUACUUAUUGAUAUAGUGGAUGUAAAUUUGAACAACUUUAUUCUAUCAGCAUAACUAAUCUUUUUUUCAUUAAUUAUUUAAAAAAUAAGGAGAAUUAUUGACCAAACACUCGAUUGGUUAUUUUUUUGUAUGAUAUGUAAAUAUACGUUUCACAAUUUUACUACAUACUGACAUACGUAUUAAAAAAAGAUUUUACGUACUAUUUUUAUGUGUACAUAUUUAUUUUAUACAUAUAUGAUAUAAAUAGUGUAAAAAAAUGCUGCGAAUGCUAUAAUAAGGAUAGAAUUAUUGUAGUUUUGUUCCCGAAGAUAACAGAAAUAUUGUUCCUAUCGAAACUAAUUGGGAAUUUAAGUUUUUCGUUUCAAUUAUUUAAUUUAAACAAUUCGUUUGGAAAGCGCAAAUUCCUUUUACGUGCGGUAAGACUUCUCUACAAAGAGAUUGUUUGUUAUAAUUCUAUCUACAUAAAGAUUUGUUGUUAAUAACCGGUUACGAACCUAGUCUUUACCUCAAAACCAAAGUUUUUAUUUUAAAUGACAAGUUUACAUAAAAAACGUCAAUAUACAUUUUCUUAUUAUCCUUAAUAUAGCAUAUAUUAACUUUUAAAUGUAAAUUAUUACCUUGGCUGUCAAAUAGCAUAUACAUACUUACUGUUUUCCUUUUUUUUUGUUACCUUAUUUUAUAGGAUGUUUAAAUUAUUUUGUUGCGUAUUAUCGACCACCGGAAUAAUAUUCAAACUCACAAACUGUUCUUGUAGCUCUUGUAACGCUUUAGUAAAAAAAAAUCAUUUCAAGGUUUCGUAUCUUUGCCAAUACAGAAUUUUUGUGAAACCGUGCAAUUUUCAUACCUCCCUGAUCGCUCAACAAUUAGAUUAGUUAUUCUGUCCAUUAAGAAAUAAUUUUAAAUUGAAAAAAAGACAACAAUAUUUUUUGAUAUCCUCCACCCCAAGGCUCUUUUUAAUAACAAAGUUAUCAUCUUUGGAGACCCAUAAACACGGUUCACCUCUGAAGAUGAUAAUUUGGUUAACGAAACGCCCGUGGUAAAUAGAGUGAAUGUGUUCAAUUUGAAAUAUCGAUUGUAAUUGUUGUACCACGGAUGGAAAAUCGUUCAUUUUUUUCUUUUCUAUAUAGGGAAAAAUGAAAAUUUGUACGUAUAACUUUAACGUUAGGUGGUACUUAUAUUUAUUAUUUUUGUUUUCUGUAUAAACGAUUUGGAGAGACGAAACUUACAAUGCAAUGUGUUUAAUGGAAAAAGUCGAAUUUAACGUUUCAAAAGCUGUUUAUUAUAUUAUUUUACGGGUGUUUUAGUUAAGCGCAAGUGAAAGUGGUGUUCACUUAUUCUGUGAUAAUGAAGUAAUUUUAACAUAAACACUGUUUCUAGCAUGACAAACUGAAUAAAAUAAAAAAACAUACUUAAAGUAAA